This is a messenger RNA of Xiphias gladius (swordfish), 4618 nucleotides long. RefSeq names its product CD109 molecule (gene cd109). Gene Ontology annotation, cellular component: extracellular region. The coding region runs from base 82 to 4509 and encodes 1475 amino acids. Lineage: Eukaryota; Metazoa; Chordata; Actinopteri; Istiophoriformes; Xiphiidae. The record is from RefSeq and is a predicted model, not a curated record. The transcript is spliced from 34 exons. Gene Ontology annotation, molecular function: endopeptidase inhibitor activity.
GGCGCGGUCGCUGCCUGCAGGUACUAAAGGCUGCCGCCGACAUCACCUGCUUCCAGCGCUGAGCGAGACUCGUUCAGGCGAAUGGAGCGCGUCCGGGUGUGGGGAUUCUUCGGCCUCGUCGUUGUCACCGCCGCUCAGAGCACCGCGCACAGCUCCGACCCUCCGCCCUCCUACCUGCUGCUGGCUCCCAGAUCCCUCCGUCCCGGGGUCCCACCAUCGGCGUCGGUCACCGUCCUCACCGACUCGCCGGUCGUCGUAUCCGCUCACAUCGUCCACGGUAACCAGACGGUGGCCUCAAAAUCAGUUAGGGUCGAAGGAGGUUCGACGGAGCUGCUGACUUUGCCACCUAUCCAUGAGAGCGAGUCCAGCUACUGGCAGCCCUACAGCCUGGAGGUCAGAGGUCACGUGGGUAGCAUCCAGGUUUUCUCCGACUCAACGGACCUGCCCUUUGACCCCAAAGGCUUCUCCACCUUCAUUCAAACAGACAAACUCAACUACCUGCCCGGGCAGGAGGUGAAGAUCAGAGCAGCGUCCAUUCACCCUGACGGGAAGCCCUGCGUCAGCCCGGUGGAUAUCAUCGUCACCGACCCGAGGGGAAACCUGCUCAGGCAGUGGUUGUCUGUAGGCAGCGUCCUUGGGGUCGUGUCCAGAGAGUUUCGGCUGUCUGAAAACCCUCCUCUGGGUGAAUGGACCAUCGUCACUACAGUCAGUGGCAUUUCGAGUGGGAAGCAUUUCCAAGUGGCUCAUUACGUGCUGCCGUGGUUUAAGGUUGCGAUAGAUGCCCCAGAUGUCAUUUAUCAUAAGGACGCUCUGCGGGGCUCCGUCACAGCAAAGUACUUGUACGGGAAACCUGUUCGGGGACACAUGAACUUAACAUUCCUUCAUCACUUUCAUGGCAUUGCAGAGGCUUACGAUGAAGACGGAGAGAUUGACGGCACCGAAGACUUCGCGUUUGACGUUCCUGACUACCAUCCAAUGAACAAAAGGGCUCUGGAAAUGGUCUUCUACGACGAAUACAUGAAUGAUGAAUUCAUAACCAUUGUGGUUAAUGUGACCGAACGCCUGACAGGUCUCACAUAUAACAGUGUGGCAAAAGUCUCUUUGGCGAAACACAGAUAUAAACUUUGCUUUGAUGGCUAUCCCAGAAUAUUGAGGCCGUCGUUAAACUUCGUUGCCAGGCUGAAAAUAUCUACAUACAACGAUCAAGCGCUGUCAUUGGAGGAUCAGCAAAAGAUCGUUCAAGUGUCAGUGAUGCAACGAAAGCAAAGUCCGUGGAUUUGGGAAAUGGACAAGGUGGAAGAAAUGAGGCCUCGUACAUCAAACACGUCAGGUCCUUCAGGAAGGCCUCCCCGUCCAGAGGAGACGCCGCCUGAAGAAAUGGAGUUUCCUGUCCCCGCGGAUGGAGUCAUAUCCCUCUAUAUCCAGGUCAUGAAUGAAACUGAAACACUCACUAUUGAUGCUUCUUUUGAGGACAGCCAAAGCACUCUUCAGCUCUAUAGAAGCUACACAUCACCCAGCCACUCCUACCUUCAGAUUCAGAAACCCACCAGACCUCCAGAGGUUGGUUCACCCCUCCUGCUGAACAUUGAGAGGAAUUUUCCAAUAACUGAGAUUCACUACAUGGUGAAGUCCAGAGGUCAGGUGGUUGCUGCUGGGAAAAGUUCUGGCGAUCUAACUCUGGUUCCAGAGAUCUCCUGGGCUCCUCUGGCCUGCAUCGUCGUCUACUGUGUGCAUCCUACUGGAGAGAUCGUCAACGACGUGCUCCAGCUGCCCAUCACACAAACUUUACAGAACCAGGUGUCCCUGAGCUGGAGCAGCGCUACGAGGAAGCCAGGUGACGAGGUCACGCUGAGGGUCGCAGCGACAGAGCCUGGCUCUCUGGUCGGGAUCCUGGUGGUCGACAAGGCGGCGCAGCGGACAGGAUCACACAACGACAUCACCAAGGAGAGGGUGCUGGAGGAGUUGAAGGAGUACAGCAUUUCCAUGGCUGACGCCGCCUCUGACAUGUUGACAAUUGGAGAUCCCUACUCCGUCUUCAAGACAUGUGAUCUUGUGGUGUUGACUGAUGCCAGUUCACACAUGAUGGAACAUCCGCCGAGGCCUGUAUUUCCAGGGGAGGAAAUAUAUCCCCUGUCCCAGACAGACGGUCCACAUAUACAUCAACAACAGGAGCCACGAGAGCGCCGGAACUUUCCAGAGACCUGGAUAUGGGCGGAUACUAACACAGGUGAUUCAGACACAGCAGAGGUAACGCUGACUGUACCAGACAGCAUCACAACCUGGACAGCCACCGCCUUUGUCAUGUCUGAGAACCUGGGUCUGGGCAUCGUGGAGAGGCCUGCAGAGCUCACAGUGUUCCAGGAUUUCUUCCUGUCCUUGAACCUGCCGGCCCACGUCGUCCGAGGAGAGGAGCUGCUGCUGGAGAUCAUUCUGUUCAACUACCUCCCGCAGGACCUGGCGGUCACGGUGAUCGUAGCGGAGAGUGACACCUUCGAGUUCGUCUUCCCGGACAAUGAGGAGCUCUCCACGCCCAGUGUUCGUCAGGUGUCUGUGGGGAGCGACAGCGGGACGGCCGUCCUCAUUCCCAUCAAGCCCCUGGUCCUCGGAGAGAUCCCCAUCUCCGUGAAAGCCAUGUCGUCUGCGGCGUCCGACUUCGUCCGGAGGACGGUGCUCGUCAAGGCCGAAGGACUCGAGCAGUCGUUCUCCGCCUCGCUGCUGUUUGAGGUUUCUCCAUCGCAGCCCAGUCUUUCCAGACGCGUCGCGUUCACCUUCCCGGCAGAUGUCGUUGAGGGCAGCGAGAGAGCUUCAGUGACAGUCGUUGGUGACAUCCUCGGCCCAUCCAUCAGCGGCCUGGACUCUCUGAUCCAGCUGCCCAGUGGCUGCGGUGAACAGAACAUGGUCAACUUUGCUCCAAACAUCUACGUCCUCCAGUAUCUGAGCGCCACGGGUCAGGCUAACCAGGACGCCACAGACAGAGCCAAAGGCUACAUGAUGAAAGGUUACGAGCGAGAGCUGUCCUAUCAGAGAGCGGACGGCUCCUUCAGCGCGUUCGGAGACCAGGACUCAUCUGGAAGCACCUGGCUGACUGCUUUUGUGCUGAGAUGUUUCCUGCAGGCGCGGCCCUUCAUCAGCAUCGACGUCCACCUGCUGCACAAAAUGGCGGCCUGGUUAGGAUCCCAGCAGGGGGCUGACGGGAGGUUCGAGGAGCCCGGCCGGGUCAUCCACACUCAGCUCCAAGGAGGCCUGGAUGGGCCCGUCUCCCUCACAGCCUACGUCCUCAUCGCCCUGCUGGAGGACAGUGACAUCAGGGCUCAGUAUGGGAGCCAGGUGUCUGCCGCCCUGGUCUUCCUGGAGACCCGUCUGGCUCUGGGAGUGCCCAGCAACUACAGCCUCAACCUGCUCGUCUACGCUCUGGCUCUGUCCGGCGGCUCCGGCGCCAGCGCGGCACUCAGCGAACUGACUGGACGGGCAGAGAUGAGAGACGGCGUGCCCGUGUGGGCCUCCCCGGACGCCGGCCUGUCAUCGUCGUGGCAGCCUCGCUCUGCAGACAUCGAGAUGGCGUCCUACCUGCUGCUCUCUCAGCAUAAACUCGGCCGCGCCGCCGAGGGUCUCGGCCUCGGGAGGUGGCUCAGUCAGCAGCGUAACCACAGGGGAGGAUUCGGAAGCACCCAGGACACAGUCCUGGCCCUGCAGGCUUUGUCCACCUUCGCGGCUCUCGGCCGUUCUCACGACUUCGACCUCACCGUCGGGGUGAACGCCGACGCGUCGACCGCCGUCGCCUCCUUCCACGUCCACCAGAGCAACUUCCUGCUCCAGCAGAGUCAGCAGAUCGAGCCAGAGGGGGAGCUGCACCUCCAGGUGACUGCAGAGGGUCGUGGACUCGCUCUGUUUCAGCUGAACGUGUUUUACAACGUCAGGAGUGAGGAGCUGCUGGGGAGGAGACGAGAGGCCGGCGAACACGGCGCGUUUCAUCUGUACCUCCAGCUGUUUGACACAGAAUUAAACUCAGCACAUCUGUACAUCUGCAGCAGCCUGUCAGGGGGUCUGGGUCUGAGUGCGACCGGCAUGGCCGUCCUGGAGGUGGGUCUGCUGAGCGGCCUCGGCCUGCCACCGGACGGCAUCCAGACUGACGGCGUCGUCAGGAGAGUGGAGGCGCGGCCGGGGAAAAUCAUCCUGUACCUGGACUCUGUGACGACAGAUGAGCUGUGUCUGCUGAUUCCUCUGGUCAUGGAGUAUAAAGUCGCCAAAGUCCAGGAGGCAGCUGUUCUCAUCUAUGAUUAUUAUGAACCAAGACGGAGGACGGCGAGGACGUAUAAGUCAGAGUGGAGGAGUGAUAUGUCCACCUGCUCCUUCUGUGGUGACGGCUGCAGUGAGUGCAGAGCGGACGACUAUCGUCAGCCCAGCGCUGCGUCGCACGGCGGCCCAAACCUCCCGCUGACCGGUUUGCCACCUGCUCUGCUCCUUCUCUUCAUCAUCUUCGGCGUCUUAUUUGUCGGCCAGCUGAUCUGAUGGGACAAGAAAAGGAGCGGCAGGGCCGUUUGGCAUGAUUUAUAAUACCGUAGGGAAAAUAUCUGUAGAAGCAGGAAUGGCAGUGCCAACAGCAGCUGUGUCAUGAAAU